AUGAUCGAAGACGACUUCUACAGAACGUCGUCGCAAUACCGUUACUGGUCAUAUACCCAAGAAAGCCUCGCUCGAAUACGGCAGAACACCAACGAUCUCGCCUCUGAGCGAGUUAGAGCCGCCUUCCGGAGAGCCAAAUCGGCCAAUGUGGUUCAGAAUGGAAGUAACGAUGAUCCCGCCAAUGGAGGCGGAGCGGACGCCGCGGAUGCAGAGGUCGAUAUUCAGACCCUCACCGUGGACGAAGAAUUGAAAAUUGUGGAAUGGGGUUGCUCAAAGAUCAUAGAUAUGGGCGAGGCCAUGAAUCCGAGAAUACCAUCAAACGUCGUGGCUACUGCAAUCCAGUAUCUCCGCCGCUUCUAUCUCACACAUUCCCCCAUGACGUAUCAUCCGAAACAAAUAAUGAUGUGUGCUCUCUACCUUGCAACCAAGGCCGACCAUUUCUACAUAUCUCUGCCGAAGUUUGUUGCCGAGCUUGAAAAUGUCAGCGAAGACGACGUCAAAGCUCCCGAAUUCCUGCUCCUCCAGGGACUCCGCUUCACGCUCGACGUGCGCCAUCCCAUGAAAGGGCUAGCAGGCGGACAUAUCGAGAUGAACGUCAUGGCCGAAGAGGGCCAACUCGGGCCCAUUUCGAAAUCUACGGGUUCGGCCAAGCGGAUCGGCACGGCCGCGGAUCAGGCGAAGACGUUACUCGCCACGGCCGCACAGAUGACCGACGCAUAUUUCCUCUACACGCCCAGCCAAAUCUGGCUUGCUGCCAUGAUGGUCGCGGACAGAGAACUGGUCGACACGUAUCUGGAGCGGAAAUUGUCCCAGCUCCCGCUCACCGAAGCCGCCGCGUCGCUGGAACCGAAGCUGGUGUCGACGAUCUCCGCCUGCGCGACGCUCCUAGCCUCUUAUCGCCUACCAGAUGAUGAUUCAACACAGCGGAGAGAGAUGAAGCGUAUUAGGAAGAAAUUGACCGUCUGCCAGAAUCCCGAGAAGAUGGACAUCGUCGCUGUCGCGAGGGCCAAGGCUGCAGAAAAGAGGGAAGGCGAUGGGAGUGAUGCUGAAAAGGCCCUCAAGAAACGCAAGCUCGAAAGAGAGAGAUUGGAAAGGGACGGGGACGUGUUUGGGCCUGAUUUAAAAAAGGUCCCUGGUUCUGGUGAAGUCUGA
Rhinocladiella mackenziei CBS 650.93 is the source of this 1152-nucleotide messenger RNA. RefSeq lists its product as uncharacterized. Gene Ontology annotation, biological process: regulation of cyclin-dependent protein serine/threonine kinase activity; regulation of transcription by RNA polymerase II. NCBI's taxonomy places the organism in Eukaryota, Fungi, Ascomycota, Eurotiomycetes, Chaetothyriales, Herpotrichiellaceae. Gene Ontology annotation, cellular component: nucleus; transcription factor TFIIK complex. The record is from RefSeq and is a predicted model, not a curated record. The transcript is spliced from 2 exons. Bases 1 to 1152 code for a protein of 383 amino acids. Gene Ontology annotation, molecular function: cyclin-dependent protein serine/threonine kinase regulator activity.